AAUACAACGAAACCAAAACCCAAACUAAAUAAUCAUGAAAGUCGUAAUUGCUUUGUGUGUCUUGACCCUGGCCGCAGCCGCCCCCCAGCAAGGGGGCGAAGCCCAAAUCCUGCGCUUCGAAAACGAAAACAUCGGCGUCGAUGGCUACAAAUUUAAUUUUGAGACCAGUGAUCCGAUUUCGCGCUCCGAGUCCGGCGAACUGACCAAUGCAGGAAGUGACCAUGAGGCAGUGGUGGUUCGUGGAGAGUACACUUACAAGGGUCCUGACGGAAAAACGCACACAGUGUCGUUCGUCGCCGACGAAAACGGCUACCAGCCCCACACCCAGACUAGCUAAGAAUAUUGCAAUUUUUUGUGUACAAAGAAACUAAUAAAAAUUUAUUGAUACUGAA
This is a messenger RNA of Tribolium castaneum (red flour beetle), 392 nucleotides long. Its product is annotated as endocuticle structural glycoprotein SgAbd-5. The record is from RefSeq and is a predicted model, not a curated record. Gene Ontology annotation, cellular component: chitin-based extracellular matrix. Lineage: Eukaryota; Metazoa; Arthropoda; Insecta; Coleoptera; Tenebrionidae. Gene Ontology annotation, molecular function: structural constituent of chitin-based larval cuticle. The transcript has 2 exons. The coding region runs from base 35 to 337 and encodes 100 amino acids.